This is a messenger RNA of Schistocerca americana (American grasshopper), 1836 nucleotides long. RefSeq lists its product as uncharacterized. The transcript is spliced from 2 exons. Gene Ontology annotation, biological process: proteolysis. Bases 1 to 1836 code for a protein of 611 amino acids. Lineage: Eukaryota; Metazoa; Arthropoda; Insecta; Orthoptera; Acrididae. Gene Ontology annotation, molecular function: aspartic-type endopeptidase activity. The record is from RefSeq and is a predicted model, not a curated record.
AUGUCCCUACAGGAUAUGCUAACAGCAUUAUUUGAAAAGUUUGCUAUUAAAGAGCAGGAGCGUGAAAAACAACGUGAGCUUAAAGAGCAGGAGCGUGAAAGACAACGUCAGCAGGAAAAGGAAAAACGUAGACAGGAAAAGCUUAUAGAAAAACAGCAACAGGAGCUCAGGGACCAAGAAAAGGAAAAGAAAUUUAUGGAAAAUAUAAACAAUAUUUUACUAGAAAGAGAUAAAGAAAUUGUCAGUAGGAUAAAUCAAGUGUUGGUCGAUCGUGAUAAUGCUGUUACUACCCAUUUUAAGCAGGAGAUCGAUGCAGUAAAAACCACUAUUGAACGGUUAACAAACAUUCCAGUUCAGGUCAAUAGUCUUCAAACUGAAGUAGAUAGACUAGAGAACCAAUUGAAAGCCUUGGCUACCACUGUGGAAACAAUGCAGGAGGACAUUCCCUCGGAAAUCCGAAAGCAAGUCCGAACAGAAGUAGCCAGGGUGCUGAGCUCUGAAAAUCAAAACUUUGAAAAUCUUACAGUAUGCAGUAAUGACAACACUGGUACUGACAGGGAAAAGAUCGCAGAUAAUCUAACGGCGAAUUUUAAUGCACCAGAAGGAAGACCAAAUUUUGGUAAUCAACCUAUAUUACCAGAACAAUAUGUGACACCAAGGAACAAUAAUAGUGGAAUAGAAUACACCGAUCUGAAGGAAUUUCUGUCUGUAAAUGAUUCUCUGGAUCUAGUGCAAGAAGAUGCCAGAAAAAAUUCUGACGUGAUCAGCAAUAAUAAUAGUCCUAAUAGAAAAAAUUCAUGGAAUGGAAAUAAUGGAAAUAGGGGCGAAGGUAGCCCAAAGAAAAAUAAAAGUAAAGCUUAUAGUAACGGAAAAUACAAUAAUAAUAAUAGUAGUAGGAAUCCCUACAACCAAAAUUUUGGUUAUCCUAAUAAUAACAACAGUAAUUAUCAAAAGGCGAAAGAACACCAACAACCGAAUGGUAAUCAGAGGCCGUACCACAAUGAAAACCCAAACAAUAACAAUAGCAACCGAAAGAGACGAAAUGACAACAGGUCAGACAGUCCAUAUAAAGACAAGCCUAAAAAUAUGCGGGGUGACAGUGAAUAUUGGCGACAGCCAGGGCCAAGUCAUUGGCAGCUGCGGCAAAAUUCUAUAAAUUCAGGUCAGCCAAUAAAUUAUGUACAGGCUAUUCCUAUACCAAGCAAUCAAUAUCCACCGUGGUGGGAGCCAAGCUGGCCUCCUCCGACUGAAAACUCACAAAAUGUUAGAAUAGUGGAGGUAAAUUCGGAAACAAAACACUCAGAAGCCAACAAACUAAUUUCGGUCCCUGUAGGCCUUCGCCAGGUGACCGAGGCCAACAAUGAAGGCAAUAGGUCGACGGAACAAAAAAUAAACAUGAUACGGUAUCAGGAUGGCAACAGGAUCGAAGAUGAGCUAUAUCAGGAACCUGCUGACUCUGAUCAGCCACAAAGUGAAAAUAUCCAAGCAAGUGUCACCGGAGCUGUAAAUGGUGUGGCAACUACUAUUCUGCUUGACACAGGUGCUAAUGUAUCAGUUAUGAACACGCAGUUUUUCAAGAAGGUAUCGGAGAUAAGGAGAUUGCCGAUUUUGCCGGUUGCAAAUUGUAAGGUUAUAGGGGCAUUGGGAAAAAAGGCACAUAGUAUAAAAUACCAGACACAGGUGGAAGUUUCCUUGGGAAAUGAUCGCUUAUUAUGCACGUUCCUACUAAUGGAUAACUUGUCAGUACCGGUGCUUCUGGGUCUUGAGUUCCUUCGGGAAAGGGAAGCUGUAAUUGAUCUCGCCCGUGGGACAUGUGCACUUAAGUACCAACAGUGA